GAAGCCCAUGCUGGAUUAUCCAUUUCCGGUUGAAUUUAAACUGAAAACAGAACAGACUGAGCCCUGAAAUUUGUUCUAUUUUUUAUUUAAUUAUUAUUUUAUAUGUUUGACCGAUUCUGUUCAACUGCGUCCACUCAAAGCUCAGAUGAAUCGAAAGCUGCACGACGACGGAUUCUGAUUUCGCUGGAAGAUGAGUUUGUGUGAUCUCUUAUUGGGAUCGAGAAUUGCUACAAUUUCUAAAUAUUUGAUUUCCACGGAUCUAAAUAGGAGAAUUCGUUAGAGUGGGAUUUUGUAAUGGAUAAAAAUGUAAUUCUGGCGGUGUUUUUGUUGUUUUCCAUUGUCGCCACCGAUGUUUCCAAUGCUAAAUUUCGCCACUUAGCUGCGGUGGAUCCAAACGAUAACUCCGCUGCAACUCAAGGUUCGGGUGCUAAUAAACCUGCUGAAGCUGGGAAGAAGAAGGAGCCAGAUACAGUGGACAGUCCAUCGCUGUUGGAUGCAAAAGAUUUAAAUAAUAGGGAUUUGGUGAGUCCACCUCCACUCAACGAAACAACUGAUAAUAGUAAAAGUCCUACGGAUUUAGUGAAUCCUACCGUCCAAAACAAAGCUAUUGAUAGCCCAAACGGAUCCAAUAAUACAGAUGAUGCUAAGAAUUCUACGGGUUCUGAUGAAAAGGAUUCUGCAUUGAGUCAUCCUGGUAAGGAAAAGACUAUGAACAAUACUAGCGAUACGGUUUUGAGUCCUCAAGUUAAAGGUACGAACAAUGGGAAGAAUAAGGGAACAAAUCAUGUGAAGAAUGAGGGAACAGAUAAUGAGAAGAAGGAUGAAACAGAUAGUGGGAAAAAGGAUGGAGCAGAUGGUGGGAAGAAGGGAACAGAUAGUGGAAAGAAGGAUGGAACAGACAAUAGGAAGGAGGGAAUAAAUAGUGGGAAGAGUGAAGAAAGAGAUAAUAGGAAGGGAAAUGAUAAUGGGAAGGACGGAACAGAUAGUGGGAAAGAGGCAACAGAUAGUGGGAAGGAGGCAGCAGACAGUGGGAAGAAGGAUGGAACAGAUAGUAACAAGAAGGACAAAAUGAAAGAGGAUAAUAAUGAGGAUGAAAGGGAUUCAGAGGCUGGGGUUGAUGAAACUUGUAUGGGGCUACCUGAUCAGUGCACUUCGAAUGGACUUAUUGCCUGUAUUCAGAGUUUUGACGCUGGGACCAGAAAUUGGACUGUUCUUGUCCAAAAUGAAGGAGAAAAGCCUUUGAGAGUGAAUCUUACUGUCCUGACAGCUGCUGAAAAUCCUGUCAAGCAACUUGAAAUAUCCAAACACAGAGCCAAAAAGAUAAUUAUCUCAUCAGCUGCUGGCAAGGGCAACAAAGUGAUAGUUAAUACUGGAUCGGGGAAAUGCGUUCUUCACAUGAACUCUCGGACAUCUGGAGAGAAGUUUUUUGUGUACCUCCCUUCUUAUGACCACCUAUUGACCCCCAUCAAUGGUGCCUACUUCUUGAUUCUGUCGGUUCUAAUUUUCGGAGGGACAUGGGCUUGCUGCAAGUUGAGGAAAAGGAGAUGGCAUGACAGAGUCCCUUAUCAAGAACUUGAAAUGGGAUUGCCCAAAUCUUUUUCAGCUACCAAUGUGGAAACGGCAGAAGGUUGGGAUGAAGGGUGGGACGAGGACUGGGAUGACAAUAAUGCAGUCAAGUCUUCUGGGUCACCACAUAUGGGAAACAUUUCCGCCAACGGUCUUACUUCUAGGUCUACAACCAAAGAUGGUUGGGAAAAUGACUGGGAUUAGUAAGAUUUACAACAGAAGUCGAUAUAUGAGAUUUCGACCAGGGAAGUGGAUGAUGAGGAGAAAAAACAGAAAGAUACACAGAACUUUAGGAGAUUGAACCAUAGAAUGUAAAUUAUUCACAAAAGUUGUGAGUCCUUCAAAGUGGUCCAUAGGCCGCUUUUAAUUUCUGCGUUUUGUAGUUGCUAUUGGCUCAUUUUGUUCUGUAAAAUAAAUGACGGCGAUCACUUUAUUAGUGUGUAUCAAUUUGUUUAUUUAAAAUAGAUACACAUAAUUUUAUUA
This is a messenger RNA of Mangifera indica (mango), 2049 nucleotides long. RefSeq lists its product as uncharacterized. The record is from RefSeq and is a predicted model, not a curated record. Lineage: Eukaryota; Viridiplantae; Streptophyta; Magnoliopsida; Sapindales; Anacardiaceae. The transcript is spliced from 4 exons. The coding region runs from base 295 to 1770 and encodes 491 amino acids.